AUGCGGCGGCGCGGUGAGAUCGAAAUGGCGACCGAGGGUGAUGUGGAGCUGGAGUUAGAGACCGAGACCAGCGGCCCGGAGCGGCCUCCCGAGAAGCCACGGAGGCAUGACAGUGGUGCUGCUGACCUGGAGCGGGUCACUGACUAUGCGGAGGAGAAGGAGAUCCAGAGUUCGAAUCUGGAGACGGCUAUGUCAGUCAUUGGAGACAGAAGGUCCAGGGAACAAAAGGCCAAACAGGAGCGGGAGAAGGAACUGGCGAAGGUCACUAUCAAGAAGGAAGAUCUGGAGUUGAUAAUGACAGAGAUGGAGAUCUCUCGAGCAGCUGCAGAAAGGAGCUUGCGGGAACACAUGGGCAAUGUGGUGGAGGCUCUUAUUGCCCUAACCAACUGAUAAUGUGCUUUUUCAGACAUUCUGGACUGAUUUGCUGAAACAAAGUGUUUCAU
Psammomys obesus (fat sand rat) is the source of this 443-nucleotide messenger RNA. RefSeq names its product huntingtin-interacting protein K-like. The record is from RefSeq and is a predicted model, not a curated record. Gene Ontology annotation, biological process: protein stabilization; negative regulation of apoptotic process. The transcript has a single exon. Lineage: Eukaryota; Metazoa; Chordata; Mammalia; Rodentia; Muridae. Bases 1 to 390 code for a protein of 129 amino acids.